UUCCCCAGGCUCGACCAGCGCCUGAGGAGGUAUGCUCCUCGAACGCUGGGCCUGUGCUCGCGCCCAGCACACGCACGUGGCUCCUUGAUUGGCCACGUGGUGUCUGCUGUUGGUGACGUGGCUGUCCAUGACGCCCGGACAGGGGUACCGCCAGCAGAGAUUGAAGACGGCGAUAAACAUGGCGGCGCAGCACUUCGGGAACGAGAUGGAGGUGGAUGAGGAGUUGCAAUGUGGAGAUAGUUUUUACUACACAAAGAUCUACGAUACUAAUGAUGACGUCUGGUAUGGAGAGGACGAUGGGCAUGAUGAGGUGGACGAAGAAGGAGACGUUGACAAUAGCGAAACAGGCGCGCUGGAGGACGAUGACGUCGUUGGCUACUUCGCGGCCAUCAAUUCGGUGUGUGGGGAGCGCACACCAGAAAAGGAUUAUCAGCGAGGGGAGUGGGAGUAUGGGAUUGGUGAAGUGAGAGGGUGGGACGUGGAGUGGGGGCAGAAGACAACAGUGACACUACCGGUGACGACAACAGCACGCAUGUUAAUAUCAUCAUCUACAACAGCAUCUCUUGAUGUUGACGAUGUCCCUCAGCCUCAGCGGGAUGCUGAGGAGAGGGUUUAUAUUGCCCUCAAUGAGGAGGGGCUGACGACUAUCGCUGAGAUGGGGAUGAUGGGAGGCAACGAUGUCAGUAAGGGCGGGAAGGGUGUGCAGGGCGAGAAGGACAUCAACAACAUCGACAACGACGAUGAAGACAACGACAACAACAGCAACAACAAUGACAACACCGACGUGGAUGAGGGUGGAAAGGGUGAAAAGGGUGAGGAGGGUGCGAAGGAUGAAACUGACAACAACAACAACAACAACAAUAACAAUAUCAACAUCAACAACAGCAUUAAUGGCAACACCAAUAUCAACAAUCCAGACGACGGCGAUGGCAAUAACCACGAGAGCAGCGGUGCUGAGAGGGGAGCCGAUGCAUCCAACUUCAGCAUCAUGGGGAAGAUGCUGCCAUCAGUGCAGUGGGGGGGAACCUGCUGCUUAUUAUGGAUGGCGAAUUGGGGCUUGAGGCUGAAGUUACGAUUCACCGUUCCUCUCCACCCUUGCAUGGUGUUUAUCCACGAUGAAGUGUCUCUUCAUUUCUGGCACCGGGUGGGGAUAGGAUAGGCAAUCUCCCUGCGAUGAAUGGGGCUGAUUAAGGAUUGAUUAGGGAUUGAUUCCCUCUCAUCUUUCUAACCCUCAAUUCCUAAUCCUGAAACGGCUGUGGGGAUAUAUGCUUCGUACGAUUACUACCGAGC
Chara braunii is the source of this 1290-nucleotide messenger RNA. Lineage: Eukaryota; Viridiplantae; Streptophyta; Charophyceae; Charales; Characeae. The record is from the annotation of a GenBank genome assembly.